AUGGCCUGCCUGGCACAAGAGGGCAAGACAGUCUGGUUCCUCCACCCCAGGAGGCGGCUGGACUACGUGAACCAUGCCAGGAGGCUGGCAGAGGAUGACUGGACAGGGGCAGAGAGCGAGGGUGAGGAGAAGGAAGGGGAAGAUGCAGAGGAAGAGGAGAUGGAGGUGGAUGCUGGCAAGAAGCUGCCCAAGCGCUACGCCAAUCAGCUGAUGCUGUCUGAAUGGCUGGUGGAUGUCCCCUUGGAUCUGGAGCAGGAGUGGGUUGUCGUGGUGUGUCCCGUUGGAAAAAGGGCACUGGUGGUGGCAUCCAGGGGCACAACAGCAGCUUACACCAAGAGUGGCUUCUGUGUCAACAGGUUCCCCUCCCUGCUGCCGGGGGGGAACCGGCACAACUCGGCAGGCGAGAAAGUGUACUGCAUCUUGGACUGCAUCUACAACGAGGCAAAGCAGACCUACUACAUCCUGGAUGUGAUGUGCUGGAGAGGACACCCUGUUUAUGACUGCCAGACUGACUUCAGGUUCUUCUGGCUCUCCUCAAAGAUCCAAGAAGAGGAAGGGCUGGGAGAGAAAAGCAGGAUUAAUCCAUUCAAAUUUGUGAGCCUGCAGAACUUCCCCUGCUCCUCGGACAGCCUGUGUGAGGUGCUGGCCAUGGACUUCCCCUUCGAGGUCGAUGGACUGCUCUUCUACCACAAGCAAACCCACUACACCCCCGGCAGCACCCCGCUGGUGGGCUGGCUCCGACCUUACAUGGUGUCCCAAAUCCUGGGGUUGGCUGUACCCACCACCCCCCUCACUGCCAAACCAGACUACGCCGGGCAUCAGCUCCAGCAGAUCAUCGAGAGCAAGAAGAGGAAAAAGCUGGCAGGGGAAAAGGGUCACCUGGCUGCAAGGAAUGGACAUUACGAGUUGGAACACUUGUCUACCCCUCAGCCAGGAAGCUCUCCAGAAGGCCAGGAUGGAGCAGGGAGCCAGAUGGACAGUUAGGCUGCUGGGAAAG
Molecule: messenger RNA, 997 nt
Organism: Chaetura pelagica (chimney swift)
Lineage: Eukaryota; Metazoa; Chordata; Aves; Apodiformes; Apodidae
Gene: SNUPN
Product: snurportin 1
Exons: 7
Coding region: 1-984 (327 amino acids)
Biological process (GO): snRNA import into nucleus
Cellular component (GO): nucleus; cytoplasm
Source: RefSeq, a predicted model, not a curated record